This is a messenger RNA of Stylophora pistillata, 2621 nucleotides long. RefSeq lists its product as uncharacterized. NCBI's taxonomy places the organism in Eukaryota, Metazoa, Cnidaria, Anthozoa, Scleractinia, Pocilloporidae. The record is from RefSeq and is a predicted model, not a curated record.
GAUGUAGUCACUCAUAGUACCUAACAAAUCAAAACCAAUUUGCAAGAUUCCCAAGAGAUGGUAGCUAACAAAACUUUAUGCAAAGGGGAAAUUGUGCCCGAUGGGGGCAAGGAUUCACCCUUGCAUCCAACAGAAAACCUGUCUUUACUUUCAAAUUGUUACAGUAAGGCAGGCUAUUCAGUCUUGGUCAGUGAUGGAAGUCUCUGUGAAAUUACAUCUGAAAUGGGCCUUGUUGAGAUGGAAAAUGGAACUGCCUUUCAAAUUGCUGUACAAAAUAACAAUGAUUAUGCUGUGGAAGUGGACGUCACAUUCAGUGGCAGGUUUCUUGGGUUUUGGACUGUGGAUGCUCGGCAGUCAUAUCCUCUGAUCAUCGAGGGUUCUGCUUGGGAGAAUGGCAAGCUAACAUUUAUUAGUGAGCCAUCUGAAACUGAGCAUGGGGUGCUUUCAGAGCCAAAUGGAAAAUUAGAAUUGGAAUUUAAGCCUGAGGCAAUGGUGCUGUUUGUUAGGCAUUUAGGAACAGAGAAAAGACAUGAAGUACUGUUGACUGAUUUCAAGUUGGCAACUGUCAGUGACCUCAGAGAUGAGAUUAACCAAACACUGUGGGACCAACUUGGGUGUAUUACUUGUUUGAUUAAAGAUGGAGAAGUUCUUGAUGAACUGCAGUUCAUAAGAUCUUACUUUUUAAAGAAUGGUGACAUUAUCGAAGUCCUAACCAGUGAGGAGCCAAUACUGAUAAAGUCCUGUCACAUGGAUCCCUUUACUCUCUGGGUUGAUCCUCGCUAUGAUUCCAUCGAGUCAGUGAGAGAAACAGUUGCCACAAAGAUGAAUGUCGACAUUACUAGAGGAAACCUUUCCCUUCUACUUGAUGGGGAACAUAUUGAGGAAAGGAGAGGCCUCCUAACCAAAGUAUUCCUACAAUCCAGAAAGCCAGUUUUAAAGGCCAUAGUAGCUUGUAAUUUCAUAAACAUCACUGUGCACCUUCCCAGUAAGGAAGCAAAGAGAGUUAGAAUCUCCUGUUUUGCAACUGUAGAUGAACUCAAGAGAUGUCUCAAUAUACCAACCUCUGGUACCUUGCUCAAGGUUGGUGACAGAGAGAUUCAAGAAGGCAGUGGUCUGAAAGAGCUUUAUGACCUUGGAAUAAGAGAUGAAUCAGAGGUGAUGGUGACCUUUCCCACCGAAAGCAGAGCAAGUUCUUGCGGAGACCCAAGCCAUGAAUCAAUCCCAGAAGAACUGGCUGAAAAUGAAUCUCAUUCUCCAUCAUCACACAUCCUGGGUCGCUCAUCUGAAUUUAACCCUUUCCCAGAGGACAUGUAUGGAAUUUCAGGUCACUUCAACAACAUGGAGUGGAUAGGAGAGGAUGAGUCUUUUUGUGGCUGUUAUCAACUGGACAAUAGGAAAAGAAGAUUCACAAAGAAUAGAUUGAAGUCAGUCACUCUGGUUGUUCAACUGUGCUCUAGAAGAUCUGUGUCGCAAAUGCUGUCUUGCAGCAUAACUGAGAACCACACUGCAGCCAGAUUGAUAUCAGCCUCUUGUAUGUUUUAAUUGCUUGAGAAAAAAAAAAACAAAGACAGUUCAAGAUAUGGAAACAUCUGUGGUUUUUGAGUCACGCUGUGUACUGAAGAUGUCACGCAACCAACUUGUUCCCAUGCAUCCCCCUGUUGGGACAAUUUUUCGAUUGCGAAUGUACGGUUUUUUAGACAGUAAUUUGUAAGUUGUUUAUGAUUGCCUGAAAAAAGUUUUGUAAGUAAAUGAGUGGUGGAUGAUGGGUGAUGUAUUGUUUCAAAAAUUCAAUUAUUUAACAGUUGAUUUCUCUAAAAUGCAUAUUUAUCUGUAUCAUGCGUAUUAAACUUGAAUUUUACGUUAGCAGGAGGGGAUACAUAAAAUAAAAAGUAAUAAAAUAAUAUGUACUUAUUGACUGAGUGGGAUGGCCGGACGGGAAAAUAUUUGGCUCGAGGUCAUGACGUACGGACUGUAGUCUCCUUGCAAUUUUCAUUCAGAAUCAGAAAACCCUUUCGAACUGAUUUUGUGCUCUUAAAAAAUCAUCAUCUCAUAGGAACUUGACUUUGGAGGUAAUAAAUGAGUUUUUGAUCGAACGAUCGUUUAAGGAAGGAAAACAAAUAGCCGUCUUUGAUCGGCUCAGUUUGACUGACUGCUUAAAAGAUUUAUCUAUUUAUCUAUCUUUUUUUUUUUCGGCUUGUCGAUUAAAUUUGCUUCCUGUGUCGAGGAAACUAAACACUGCUUUGGACCUUUAAUGUUUACGUGCAUAUUUUUAGUUACUUGCCUUGCUCAUAGAUAGUAGAGGGGAAUAUGCCUUGCUCGUUAAAAAAGUGUCUGAUAAAACUAGGGGUUUGGCGUAUAUCCAGAUCGGUAUUUAAAACGUGAAUUGAAAAUUUCCACAUAAAUGUGUUACCCAUGAUUUGAUCAACCUCAGCAAGAAAUUUCCGUUAGCUUUUGCGAAAACAAAGGAUAGAAAUGCUUUUAAUUAAGUCGUCAAUAAGCAUUUAAACGAUGUGGUUUCUCGUGAGAAAUGUCACUUUCUUGUCAAGUGCCGAGACCAUGUCCUCAUCAACAAGAAAGAAAAAAAGAAAGAAACUGAAAGAAAAAAUUACCGUACAAAAUAU